This is a messenger RNA of Mercenaria mercenaria, 3088 nucleotides long. RefSeq names its product toll-like receptor 6. Gene Ontology annotation, biological process: toll-like receptor signaling pathway; inflammatory response; immune response. The record is from RefSeq and is a predicted model, not a curated record. Gene Ontology annotation, molecular function: protein binding; transmembrane signaling receptor activity. Gene Ontology annotation, cellular component: membrane. The transcript has a single exon. Lineage: Eukaryota; Metazoa; Mollusca; Bivalvia; Venerida; Veneridae. Bases 337 to 1272 code for a protein of 311 amino acids.
UAAAACAACCUCUUGCUGAAACUACCAAAACUUGAAUUUCUGGAGCUUCAAUUUUUACAGGCAGACAGUGUCACAGUCGAGCCAUUAGCUUUCAAAUCAUCUUCACUAAGAUAUUUACAAUUCGAAUUUAGUAGACCUGCCAGAGACCUGUUCCUAUCCUUCAAUGACACGUUUAGAUUUGUGCCAAGUUUGAGACAUUUAUCAUUCGGACUUAUUAAUUUUCGACAACUAACUAACCAGCAAUACUCAGGAUUGUUUUCGCCACUCGAUAACAUUAGGUGGUUUGAGUGUUUUGGAUGUCCGAUUUCGCAGGAUCCUAAAGUCAUUUUAAAUCAUAUGAAACAAGUAGUUUAUAUAAGCCUUCAUUCAAGCCAAGUGACACAAUUAUCUGACGAAACAUUUAAAGAAAACAAGCAUUUGAGAUAUCUUGAUUUAAGGUAUAAUGACAUUGCACAUAUACAAGAGUCGGCCCUACGAAUUUCACUUCUAAAUAAUUUACAUUCACUUGAUCUUAGUCAAAAUCCGUUUGUAUGUGACUGUGACUUAGAAUGGUUAAUUAAAUGGAUGAAAACAAAGCAAGAUAAUAAUGUGAUUCGAAGGUAUCCACAAGGAUACAUAUGUUCACUUCCAAAAGAAAAGUCUAAAAUGCGGCUUUCUGAAAUAUCUUUCACGUACAAAGAAUGUCAUCCAUGGAGUCCUUGGAUAUGGGUCGCUAUUAUUGCCUCGCCUUGUGUUAUUGUUAUAGGUAUUACUGUUCUGUUACUGUAUAGAAAUAGAUGGAAUAUUAAACAUUACAUCUAUUUGUUAAGAAAGAGAAGGAAUUAUCAAAUUAUAAAUGGACAUAACUUUGUGUACGAUGCCUUCGUUGGAUACGAGGCAACGGAUUCGGCGUGGGUACGUCGCAGGCUGUUACCUGUUCUUGAAGAAGAGGUCGGGUUGAAAUUGUGUAUUCAUGAAAGGGACUUUCAACCGGGCGCUUUUAUAAAUGACAAUAUUGUCACAAAUAUGGACAAAAGUGAGAAAGUCGUUCUUGUCUUAAGCAAUGCAUUUGCUGGUAGUGAAUGGUGUAUGUUUGAAUUGAAAAUUGCACAUUCGAAACUGAUUGAAGAUGAAACAGAACUGGUGAUCAUUCUUUUAGAGGAAAUUGAUGGAAGAAAUAUGAAUCACUCCUUAAAAGUUUUGUUUGAUACGACGACAUACAUAGAAUGGACAGAGGAUGUGGUAGGCCAGGAACUGUUCUGGACAAAAUUAAAGAAUGUUUUGAAAAAGUAAAUACCAGUUAUACUAACUGACCUUUUUCCUGUUUUAUCUGCAAACUUAAGCUGUAUUUUUGCUUUGGAAAACAUUCUGUCAUAUGUCAAUAAAAACUGCACUGAUCAAAUGUAGAUUUUUACCAUGCGGAAUGUUGGAAUUUAAUCUACUCUCUUAUGAAUAAAAAAAUGCAUCAUAUUUGUUUGCAUUUGUAGAUUGAGGUAAUUGCGCAGUUAUUCUUUACAAAAUAAACAAGAACAAUGUCAACGUUGACAGAAUAAUUCAGUCAAUAACAGGGUCAUAACUCAAGGAAUAGAAAACAAUGCGACACAAAAGUCCCCACAGUAUGGACAUGUCCUAUACAUAUAAAUUUCAUUUCAACUGGAUGGAAGUUGAAGGUGUUGAGUACAGAAGGAGUUAUGACAGACGGACUGAUGGAUGUGACAGUUCAAACACUAUAUUUGGCCUGGUUCUUAGGCACCGGGGACAUAAACAGUACUUUCGGAGUGUACGUAUGUCUUUCAGAUAAUGUUAAAAAGAGAGUUUUAUGUAAUUUGAAUAUGGCAUAUCUAUUUAUUUUCAUUUCUGUAAAUAUCACUAGUUAUGCGAUAUUUCAUCUUGGUACGUAUUACAUGUCAAUGGUCAAAGGAGUGAAUAUAACGUUUUUUGAGUCUUGUCAAGAAUUGAAUACAUUUUGCAUAGAAUCAUAGUCAGUUUUAAGCAUUGCCUGCUGAUGUACAUUACUCGUAGGGAGGAGGUAUCUGUCGAUCAGUGACGGUCAGUGAUAUUGAUGACGUAAUAUAUCAAAUUUUCGAUAUUCUUAUGAAAGCGUUGCUGUAAAAUGGGGCGCAAUUUAGUUUAGUUGUAUAAAUGAUUAAUCGUUUAAUACGACUAUAGUGUGAAAAUGAGCAAUGAAGACACACGGUGUAAACUCGAGCAGGUGCCCAAAUAACUGAAAUAGUUAACACAGCAUCACAAUAUUUUCAUGCAUUGUGCAUUAGUUCUUUUGUGCGCUUAUCAAAUACUUUUGGCUUUUGUAUACAUUACAGUUGUCUUAACUGACGUGUGCUGAGAGUAUGUCAUCAUAUAGGAAUCACACCGAGUCUGCUAUUAUUUUGUUUUGGGUUGCAUAUUUUGCUUCCAAAGGACCUUUUUACAGACUUGAUUUCCAGUAAUAUUAUUCAAUUUCUAUUUAAUCGUUGUAUGUAAGAUUCUGGUUUUAUUAAUUAUGUACAAAGAUGUGAAAAACCUUGGUUAAGAAAUAGUUUGCUUUUUGUGAAUAAUUAUAUUUGUGAAUUUGCUGAUAAGUACUGUUUCAAUGACUUAGAUAGCAUCUUAUUAUGCAACUUAGUGCAAGUAUUAUGUUAAUGGGACUCGAAUCAAGUUGCUUUUAAAAACAAAUACAUGCUCCUUAAUGUAUAUCUGUUUUUCUUUGUGGUGGUAUUUUAUCUUCAUUGUGUUUUUAACAUAUGCCUUAACAUUUAUGCAAAGUUUGAGGACAUGAUAUUUAUUUUAGUUUUGGAGUAAUUUUUAAAAAUGUACUUUUGUUUACAUUUUGAUAAUCAAUCUCCUCUAUUUCUACAGCUGACCGAUCAAAAUGAUUUAAUAGCACUGAAAGCGACUGUCGUGAAAGAUGUUAGGUUUAGUAAUAUAAGUUCAGUCGAUUUCUUAUAGCUUUUUUCUCUUGUAAUUCUUUAAAGUGGCCAUCAGAUGUGAAGACCUGAAUUCAGGCUGCCAUAUUGGAUUGCUUCUACCUUUUCUGUGUAAUAUCUUUGACAAUUAAAUUUAGUACUUUUAACUCGUUAUUUGAAAUCUAAAAUUCACUGAUUAUCUGUAA